Porites evermanni is the source of this 591-nucleotide messenger RNA. NCBI's taxonomy places the organism in Eukaryota, Metazoa, Cnidaria, Anthozoa, Scleractinia, Poritidae. The record is from the annotation of a GenBank genome assembly.
AUGCAAACUGAUGCUUUUAGAGAAUUCCUUGAGCUACACCCAGAAGUGAAGAUUCGCCAAAGGAAGUUUGAAAGCUUGAAGCCUUUCUUUGUGAAGCAGGCAAAGGAACGUGAUAGGAGGUCUUGUUUAUGCAGGAAACAUGUGGAAAUGCAAAUAGUGUUUAAAAGCUGCAUGAAAUACCGUAAGGAGCUUGUAAAAAAGUCUGCCAAUAUAGACGAAUCAUUUGUCACCAAAAGCGUAACAGAGGCUGCAGAAAAAACCCUUUGUCCGAAGCCAGAAGGCAUCAACUAUCACAACAUCAAAUGCUUAGAGCGUGAAUGCACAGAAUGUGGUGUAGACAAUAUUGAGUUCCUGCCAGAGGAGACUUCAGGAGAGGGAACUGUCAGCUGGUCACGUUAUGAGUAUGUUUCAACAGGGAAGUUCCUUACUAAUGGCCAAGAGAAGAAGAAGAUCGCCCUAGUACAGAAGGAGACACCACCAUCUGAGCUCUUUGGCUAUUUCAAGGAGCUCCUUGUCGAAUACCCCAGGCACUCCUUCAUGGCACGAUGGCAGCGUGAGCAGCUCGACAGUUUGUUGGACAACCUCCCCUGA